CAGCGCCCCGCGGCCCUGAGGGGUGUGCCCGGGGAGGCAUUUUGCUUGAAGGAGUGGGCACCUUUUGCACCAAGGAGGCAGCUCCUUGCCCGCAGGAAUUGGCAGGGUCUGAAAGUCUCCACCUGUGACGAGUGUCAACCUACGAUGCAGCUCCUGGGGCCCAGGUAACGCCAGCCCCCGGGUCCCCCCUGCCCUGCCCAGCUCCAGUCCUCGGGGGACGAUGUGGAGGAGAUUGAAGACGAUGCCCCGUGGGUGCCAGAAGCUGGAAGCCGUGGUCCUGGUCUCCAUUGGGACCGCCGCGCUGCUGUUCCUCCUGCGAACCACCGGUGACAGCUUCAUGCCGCAGCAGGCCGGGGAGCCCACCGUGACGCCCAGCACCCAGCCGAGCCCCACGCCCAGCCUCGUGACCCCGCGCCCCAUGCCGGUCUGCCGGGAGAACACCUCCGUGGCCAACCUCUCUGGCUUCGCCGGCCUGCCGGCCCACGUGCAGGACUUCCUGCGCUACAAGCACUGCCGCGAGUUCCCGCAGCUCCUGGAUGUCCCUGGCAAGUGCGGGGGGCCCGAGGCAUCCAGGGACGUCUUCCUGAUCCUGGCCAUCAAAUCGGCCCCCAUGAACUACGAGCGGCGCGAGAUCAUCCGCAAGACCUGGGGCGAGGAGCGGACGUACGCGGGCGCCCGCAUCCGCCGCGUCUUCCUGGUCGGCACGGCCUCGUCCGCCCGCGAAGCCUGGAAGCUGGACCAGCUGCUGCAGCUGGAGGCGGCGGAGCACGGGGACGUGCUGCAGUGGGGCUUCGUGGACAGCUUCUUCAACCUGACGCUCAAGCAGGUGCUGUUCCACACCUGGCUGGAGGCCCGCUGCCCCGGCGUCCGCUUCGUCUUCAACGGGGACGACGACGUCUUCGUGCACACCGACAACAUCGUGCACUACCUGCAGGGCAUGGGGGACGAGGGCAGCGAGCGCCACCUCUUCGUGGGGCAGCUCAUCACCAAUGUCGGCCCCGUCCGCGAGAAGUGGAGCAAGUACUACGUGCCCGAGCAGGUCACGGCCGCCAAGCUCUACCCGCCCUACUGCGGGGGUGGAGGGCUGGUCAUGUCCGGCUUCACCACCCACGCCAUCUACCGCGAGUCCCUGAACAUCGAGAUCUUCCCCAUCGACGAUGUCUACCUGGGCAUGUGCCUGGAGAAGGCAGGGCUGGUCCCGGCCUCGCACAUGGGCAUCCGGACGGUGGGCUUCCACCUGCCCUCGGCCAAGCUGGCUGCCUUUGACCCUUGCUACUACAAGGAGCUGCUGCUCGUGCACCGGUUCCUGCCCUACGAGAUACUGGUCAUGUGGCGAGCCCUCCACCAGCCGGGCCUGAAAUGUGGGAAGAAGCUGGAGGUCUAUCGCAAUGACUGAGGGGGUCCCCAGGACUCCCAGGGGAGGGGGCAGCUGGGUGGAAGCUGGUCCCGGCCCCGUGCUGGGACCACGCUGGCCCCAAGCAGCCGCGCGGCUCUGCCCCACGUGGCCUUUCCAGAGUCCGGGCAAGCCUCUGCCCCUAAAACCCACGUGCAGAAAGCUUCUGGGGUGUGGGGCAUGUUUGCUGGACCUGGGUCCCUUGACGUCCUCCCCUGCCUUGCGCCCUGGGGGAACUCCCACGGCUUUGGGGCAGGCCCCACACAGCUUUCAGCCCCUCCUCUGAGCUGGCACCUGCUCUCUGAGCCCCCAGGCUUGUCCUUGCUGUACUCGAGGGUGAUUUUUGUGCCCCCCCACCCCACCUGAGCUGCCUCGGGACUCAGUGGCCAGGCAGCUGCUCAACCUGCCCCCCGCUCGCCACGCCAGCUCAGCUCAGGAACGCCGACUGCCGCACCUUGGAGCCCGUUCCCGCGCGUCCCCAGCGCGGGCAGGCGUUUGCACUUGCCCAGCAGCCCCCGUGCCUUUGUGCCGUGUCUGGCCACUGUGAAUGAUAUAUAUAGCAAUAAA
Alligator sinensis (Chinese alligator) is the source of this 1960-nucleotide messenger RNA. It is a transcript of the gene B3GNT3, whose product is annotated as UDP-GlcNAc:betaGal beta-1,3-N-acetylglucosaminyltransferase 3. Gene Ontology annotation, cellular component: membrane. NCBI's taxonomy places the organism in Eukaryota, Metazoa, Chordata, Crocodylia, Alligatoridae. The transcript is spliced from 2 exons. The record is from RefSeq and is a predicted model, not a curated record. The coding region runs from base 221 to 1396 and encodes 391 amino acids. Gene Ontology annotation, molecular function: hexosyltransferase activity.